This is a messenger RNA of Echinostoma caproni, 2178 nucleotides long. Lineage: Eukaryota; Metazoa; Platyhelminthes; Trematoda; Plagiorchiida; Echinostomatidae. The record is from the annotation of a GenBank genome assembly.
AUGAGCUUGACAGCGAUCAGCGAUGAUGAUGAUGAUGCGCGAGGUCCUCUUCGGUUCCCCUGUAGUCGAACUGUAGGAACGGAUCUAAACGGUGGUCGAAUCGGUUCAAGCAAUACGACAAACAAAACCGCGACAGCAAACGAUGGUUUGUCCUUAUCCGGUUCACGCAAUCCCGGUGGCAAUUUGUUCACCACAAGUCUGAGCGGAGAUAGCACCGCUAAUAAUUCCACCAAUUUGUCUGUCUCAUCUUCAUCCACCUCCCGUGGUAUGAAAUUGGAUCCCUCGGAGUUUCCGCCAAUCCUGACAUCAGUCGGUCGAAGUGGCAACGCACCAGGCUCUUUUCCAUCUCUGUCUAAUCAACCUCCGCUACGAAAUUACGUGUCCGUCAUGUCCAAAGGAUCCCCAGCUGCGGAUGCAGCUACAAGCAACUCCUUGACGGGCCAGUUUGGUUCAAAUCAACCGGCUCCACCGGAAUUCUCAAAACAAGAUUUCCCAGCCCUUCCCGGCUCAAAUCAACAUCAUCAUCAUCAACAACAACAACAGCAACAUUCAACUGCUUCAAGCACCCUCGCGACGGGCCAGUCCACCAACAGUUUGGCGGCGGUCAGUUCCACCAAUCCCGGUCUGCCCCGACCAAUACCCCUCGGUGCAUCCACCGGUAGUGGGAAUCGCCCCGUCAACUCUGCAGUUGUCCCCGGUGGUGCUUCCCAAUUUAGUUCGAAUUCUGGCACUGGUCAAAGCACUGGUAGUGCGGGCGGGAUUCAACUGUUGGCUAAUCAUUUCGUGGCGAAUAUCUCGAAAAAUAUGAUCUGUGAUCAGUUCGGUAUGAUUGGUUUGCUGAAGCUGAUACACAUAGGGGCGUAUGAUGCUGCACUGAAUAUGCUCGCACCCGGAUCCGAUCUGUCUUCAUUGCAUAAUAAUUGGCAAACUGCAGGCGAGCUGCACAACACGUUUGUUUCCCCAUGCCACGAUUCCUGUAUAGGUCGGCCACAGGAUAUGGAUUAUGCUGUUCCUCCCGAAUAUCUGAUCCGGCAUCUAAUUGCCGAUCGCCUCCCUGAUCCACCAAUGGAUCAACUAUCGGAAGAGACCUUGUUUUGGCUAUUCUACAAUUGCUGUCGGGAAGAGACCCAACUGGUCGUGGCCAAAGAACUUUAUCAACGAGAAUGGCGGUUUCACAAGAAAGAGAAAAUUUGGUUGACGCGGAAUGUAAACGCAAACUUCACUACGGAUAACAAUUCCGAGCAGGGUGAUUACUUUUACUGGGAUCCACUCAAAGCUCAAAAAUCCACCUUACACAUGACUAUCCUCUACUCCGAUCUGGACAAUGCGCCCAAAUCGUUUCGUCUCAGCUCGGGCACGUUAAACGCAUUUGUCAGUACCGGUCUGACAAGCAAUGCAGCUAGUCACCACGCGCAUCACUCCAAUGCUCAUGCGAACGUGCAACAACUGCAACUGGCGGCCGCCUAUCAACAACAACAACAACAACAACAACAACAACAACAACAACAACAACAACAACAACAGCAGCAGCAGCAGCAACAGAGCUAUAAUUCUCAUCAAUCACUUUUGUCCAACAACCAGCAAUCGACAGGCAGCAAUGCUGCUUUGGUAAACACGUUACACCAUGGUUCAUCUGGGCAACUUAUGGCUCAGGGAGCUACAACGUCCGCCGCAAGUAAUUCUGCCGCCACACUAGCUAGUCUGUUCAACAGUGCCCGACACCCAUCCAAGACCCAAGUAGCUCAAAUCAGUCCGUCUGCCAAUUAUAUGCAACCAACCGGAUUACCUCACGGACGGCAACCGAAUACGGGAUUGACUAACCCAGGAUCUAUGUUCGCCUCUCGGUCUGGACCCUCGGGCACACCGUCCAUUUCACCAACUGCAACCGCCACAUCAACCUCGCUUGUUCCCGGCCUGGUCGCAAACCCCGGAUCUGUCUCUUCCGCUGUGGUCUCGACCUCAAGCAAUCCGAGUGCAUCCAGUGUGGGUGGUAGUACUGCACAUGUACCAAAUAACGUUGAAUCCGGAUCCACAAAUGCCACCGACUCAUCCACGGUCCGAUCUCUGAGCAGUGGAACAACUGUGGCUACCACACUGUCCGGAGUGACGAAUGAUCCGAAUGUUGUAACUUCUGGAGGUGGCACAUCCUCAGCUUUGGAUGCGUCAGCGCAACUCUGA